Messenger RNA from Sugiyamaella lignohabitans, 1305 nucleotides. RefSeq names its product putative beta alanine synthase (gene PYD3). The transcript has a single exon. Lineage: Eukaryota; Fungi; Ascomycota; Dipodascomycetes; Dipodascales; Trichomonascaceae. The record is from RefSeq and is a predicted model, not a curated record. Gene Ontology annotation, molecular function: hydrolase activity, acting on carbon-nitrogen (but not peptide) bonds, in linear amidines. The coding region runs from base 1 to 1305 and encodes 434 amino acids.
AUGAUAAUUAAGCAUAACAGACUUCUAAAUAAUAUUCAUGAGACAGCUCAGAAAUUCGGCGCCAAGGGAGUUUGGGGCUCUGAUGUCACCGAGACUGGUGUAUGCAGACUGGCUCUAUCAGAUGAAGAUAAAGGAGUUCGAGAUUGGUUCGUUGGUGAAGUGACAAAAUUAGGAUGUACGGUCAAAGUUGAUCAGAUUGGAAAUAUAUUUGCUACAUAUCCUGGAAAGACUAACGGGCCGCCCAUAGCCAUUGGGUCACAUCUCGACACUCAGCCGACAGGAGGGCGUUACGACGGAAUCCUAGGAGUUCUAUCAGGAUUGGAGGUAAUUCAAACGCUAAAAGACAAUGAAUAUACUCCUCACAAUCCAAUCUGCGUCAUCAGUUGGACAAACGAAGAGGGCGCUAGAUUUCCCAUGAGUAUGAUGGCAUCCUCAGUCUGGGCCGGUAAUGUUGAAUUACCAAAGGCCUAUAGCUUGAAAUCAGUUUUGGAACCACUUGAUGUUACUGUUAAAAAAGAGCUUCAGCGUAUCGGGUAUCUUGGCGCAGUGCCUGCCUCAUACAAAGAAAACCCCUUAGCGGCCCAUUUCGAACUCCACAUUGAGCAGGGUCCGAUCCUGGAAAACCUCAACAAAAAAAUCGGAGUCCUAUCAGGUGUACAAGCACUAAGAUGGAUAAAAGUUACUGUUGGUGGACGCGCCCAACAUACUGGUACCACGCCUUUCAACCUGAGAAAAGAUCCGCUAUUGGCAGCCUCAAAAAUGAUGGUUGUCGCAAAUGAGAUUGCACAAAGCAAAGGUGGUUUGGCAUCAGUUGGUAUUCUUAAUCUAGAGCCGGGUAGCGUGAAUGUAAUUCCAGAGAAAGUAACCUUCACUUUGGAUAUUAGACAUAAUCUAGACGAUAAACUUGCAGACAUUGAACGUGAAUGCAAGCAGAAAUUCGCAAAAAUCGCAGAAGAGGGUAACGGUACGUCAACAAAAGAAUCACUAACAAUUGAAUUUGAAAACUUGUAUGAUUCUCCAGCAGUGCACUUUAAUGAGAAUACUAUCGCCUCUGUUAGGCAAGCCGCCGUGGAAACCGUCGGUGAAAGCAAUCUCAUGGAUAUUGUAUCAGGGGCAGGUCAUGACUCUUGUAAUACUAGCAGAGUAGUUCCUACAUCCAUGAUAUUUGUACCAAGUAAAGACGGUAUCAGCCACAAUCCUACAGAAUAUACUAAACCUGAUGAGAUUGCUGAUGGAUGUCAAGUACUAUUAGGUGCUGUUCUGAAUUAUGACAAAUUCCUUCAGUCUUCUUCUAAGAAUACCUGA